UUAUAGGCCUUGGGGGAAUGAAUUGUCUCUGGAUCUCUCUCAAACGCGUCUGUGUGCUGACUGUUCGCUAGGGACCCUCGCUUCGCUGGCCUCAAAAGUUAUCUCUUGUCACUCUUUAACAGGGGACCGACCCCUCUCCUCCGUCUCCCCACCCACACCCUUCCGCCAGGGUCGCCUCCGCCCCCCAUUUCAGCCACCACCCCCAUCUUCUCCUCCUCCUCCUUCAUUAAAUCCCAUCGAGGAGCAACCAAAAACCAGAACCCACCCAGAUCUCCCUCUAUAUAACCUCUGCAAUUCAUCCCCCUCCUCAGAUCUCCAUAGUUUUCUUCUUCUUCUUCUUCUUCUUCUUCUUCGUCUUGUUCUUCUCGACUGUUCUUGAAUUUCCUGGUAUUUUUGUUUGUUUCCCUUCCCUUUUGGUUAAGUUUUUGACUGGUUCUAUUGAUUGGGGUUUUGGGUUUCCAUUUCUGAAUUUGAAUCGUUUCUGGGUCUAAUUUGUUGAAUGUGAAUUGGUAGGCUUGGUUCUAGAUUGAUGGUGUUUGUUCUGACCAAUCCGUACAAUAAUCUGGUGGAGGAAGUGGGUUUGGCUUUGAUCACUAUUGUGUUUCAAAAACCUCUUUAAUCUUCGACUUUGAUUUCUUUUUCUCUGUUCAUUGUUUGCGACCAGUAAUUUGCCUGGGCUUUCUGCUUGGGAUAAGAAACAGAGAGGGGUUUUGGAAAAUAUAUCCUAGACCCCGAUUGUUAUGAUUAGCAGAGGGAUAAAGAAUGGUCAAUCCAUUUGUGUGGUAAUGUUUUCUCACUACAUUAUCUACGUUGUGUUUGGCUGAGAAAGACAAGGAAUAUAAAACAAGGGGGAAGAACAAAACCUUGUGCAAUUGGAAAUUCUGGGUUUAAAAAGAAUCACUUAGGGGGAAGAUUUUUGUUUUAGAUGUGGAGGAUUUGUUGGAUGAGAUGAGGGAUGUUAUCGGAGUUCAUGGAUUUCUUGAGGGCUUGUUUCCGACCGAGCUCCGAUCGGUACGUGGCGGGGGAUAUCAAGGGGAGGCAGGACGGGCUGCUAUGGUACAAAGAUAGUGGACAACAUUUGAAUGGUGAGUUUUCAAUGUCUGUGGUUCAAGCCAACAAUUUGCUUGAAGAUCAGAGCCAGGUUGAGUCAGGCAGUUUGAGCACACACGAGUCUGGCCCCAGAGGAACGUUUGUUGGUGUGUAUGAUGGCCAUGGAGGCCCCGAGACUUCUCGGUAUAUCUGUGAUCAUCUCUUCCAGCAUCUCAAGAGGUUUACUUCUGAGCAAGAUUCAAUGUCUGCGGAUGUAAUACGCAAGGCAUUCCAAGCGACAGAAGAUGGUUUUCUUUCAAUAGUUCAAAGGCAAUGGUCAACAAAUCCUCAAAUUGCAGCUGUUGGUUCAUGCUGUCUAGUUGGUGUAAUCUGUGAUGGGACUCUCUAUGUUGCAAAUCUAGGUGAUUCACGUGCUGUUUUGGGUAGAGUAGUGAAGGCGACUGGGGAGGUUCUCGCCGUUCAGUUAUCGACAGAGCACAAUGUUUCUAAUGAGUCGGUGAGGCAAGAGCUGCAAUCUUUACACCCUGAAGACUCAAAGAUUGUGGUUCUAAAGCAUAAUGUUUGGCGAGUGAAGGGCAUAAUACAGAUCUCCAGAUCCAUAGGCGAUGUGUACUUGAAAAAAGCCGAGUUCAAUAAAGAACCUCUGUAUUUAAAGUUUCGAGUUCGGGAGCCCUUCAUAAAGCCAAUUUUGAGCUCUGAACCAGCCAUUUCUGAGACCCAGUUGAAGCCAGAUGAUCAAUUUAUUAUAUUUGCAUCAGAUGGGUUGUGGGAGCACCUUAGCAACCAGGAAGCAGUCGAUAUAGUUCAUAGCCAUUCUCAAAGUGGAAGUGCAAGAAGACUGGUCAGAGCUGCUCUCCAACUAGCUGCAAAGAAAAGAGAAAUGAGGUACUCAGAUUUGAAGAAGAUUGACCGGGGUGUUCGUCGCCAUUUCCACGACGACAUCACCGUGGUGGUUGUGUUUCUCGAUACAAAUCUGCUCUUCAAAGCCAGUAACACAAAGAGCUCGAGUGUCUCGCUACGAGGGGGUGGAGUCAACCGCCUUCCUAACUCUCUAGUCAAAACACCCAAGUAGAACAUGAAAA
Molecule: messenger RNA, 2132 nt
Organism: Cucurbita moschata (crookneck pumpkin)
Lineage: Eukaryota; Viridiplantae; Streptophyta; Magnoliopsida; Cucurbitales; Cucurbitaceae
Product: probable protein phosphatase 2C 60
Exons: 4
Coding region: 956-2122 (388 amino acids)
Biological process (GO): protein dephosphorylation
Molecular function (GO): protein serine/threonine phosphatase activity; cation binding
Source: RefSeq, a predicted model, not a curated record